AUAAUGACAUAUUAUUUCAUUUUAUUUAUUUAGUAUUACGUUUUAGUGGCAUUAUGAUAUCUGGUAGUUAUAUAGUUAAUGUUGGAGAUUUUUCUGGCAUUUAUUCAGGAAUUGUGUUUGCUAUUUGUAAUACGGUUUCAUCAUUCGGCGGAUUUUGUGCACCUUAUAUUACGAAUGUCAUAACAAGACAUAAAACAACUGCUCAAUGGCGUAUAGCAUUCCUGAGUUAUACCGGUAGUUUUAUAAUAUCAUUCAUUGUAUUCAUUUUACUUGCUCAAGGUGAAAUACAACCAUGGGCAAAAGAUAAAAAUGAUAAUUCUGAUGGUGAUGUUGAACUUAGAAAAGAUUUAUUUGAAUCAGAUGAUAAAAACGAUAUUGUCACCUAA
Didymodactylos carnosus is the source of this 386-nucleotide messenger RNA. The record is from the annotation of a GenBank genome assembly. NCBI's taxonomy places the organism in Eukaryota, Metazoa, Rotifera, Eurotatoria, Philodinida, Philodinidae.